This is a messenger RNA of Penaeus indicus, 8168 nucleotides long. Its product is annotated as mitogen-activated protein kinase kinase kinase 1-like. Gene Ontology annotation, molecular function: zinc ion binding; ATP binding; protein kinase activity. Lineage: Eukaryota; Metazoa; Arthropoda; Malacostraca; Decapoda; Penaeidae. The transcript is spliced from 13 exons. Bases 124 to 5046 code for a protein of 1640 amino acids. Gene Ontology annotation, biological process: protein phosphorylation. The record is from RefSeq and is a predicted model, not a curated record.
UCCGUUGUCGGCCGUAUGGCAGGAACAGGCGCCCUGUUCGCCGCGGCCUGCACGCUACUACGAUAUGCUUGUGCACCAGGCUAGCAAAAAGCCUAAAUUAGUCAGUGGGCGUGCGUGGGUGCGAUGAGCAGAGCGAGAGAGGGAGGGAAUGGCGAAGAGAGGAGGGGCGGCGGCGGUGCGACGGGCGGCCGCCCCGCGAGCGCCGCGUGCGGGCGCCGAGCCGCAGCCUCGCAUCUCAGUUGGGUGAGAGCUGCCAGUGAAAGAGGGUCCCUAUGUCACGGUAUGUCGGCCCACGCCGCUAACUCGCGGCUGGCCGCUAGCUUUUCGGUGCAAACACAUACUUCUGCUCGGUCUCCUAUAGUAGAGACCGGAGAUGCAGCGGAGAAUAGUGGUUUUAGUGGAAAACGCGAUGGAAGUGCUCUAGGGCCGCGCGACCCCCUGGCCUCAGCGCCAUGUAACGGAGGGAGGACCAGCGCGCCCCCUUGCAGUGCAACGACAGCCAAUAGUGCCAAAAGUUUAAGUCCUAGUGCCGCGAGUGCCAGUGAUUAUACAGUGAGCAAAAAUGGGCACGCAGGAGCCGCUUCGACACACCACGGAAGCGCCCCCGGCGAGUCCAGCCCAAUUACCUCUUUCAAGUCGAAGGAUGCCAGCGGAGAGUGCGCGGGCGUGAGUGCAUUUGCCAGCGCACGAAGUCACAACCUCGGCAGUGCAGGAGACCGAUCCUCCCCUGCCAGUGCCCGGCGCAGUGAAGGGGGAAGGGAGUCCAGGAUGGACACUGCCAACUUCAGACUGAGGCUCCGGAAGGGAGGUGGAGAGGGCGUCACGAAGAAGGGACCCUUGGUGGCUAAGCACCCGCCCACCUCCACCGUGGCCAACCCGACCAGUUCGAGCGCAGCGAAGGAGGUGCGGUCUCCCGUCGGCCCAGGACCCCCUCCCCUGGGGUCCCACCGGAGGCGCCCCGUCUCGCCGGACCCCAGGGGCCACGCCAGGACGCGAGCCACGGCCGCCGCAGCAGCAGCAGCAACAGCGUCCCGAGACUCCCCCAGGUCUUCCCCGAGGACGUCACCCAGGUCCUCGCCCAAGUCGUCGCCCGUGAGACAGACGCACAGGGAGCGGUCCAUGAGCCCGGGCGCCCGUCGGUACGUCGGCAGAGGCAGCAUGGGCGUGUCCUCUCGCAACCACUCCUCGAGAGUCACGCCCACGCCCCCGUCGCCGCCCUCGAAGCGCGCCACGCCGCCCACCUCCCCGCGGGUGCGGCGGCAGCGCUCUCCGUCGAGCGGCGGCGCGGGGCGGCGGAACCCGUCGCCGAGCGCCGCCAGCGCCGCCAAGACCGGGCGGGCGCGCAGGAGCGGGUCCCCGGGGGCGGCCAGGGCCCCCUCGAGGCCCCCUUCCCCCAACACGCCCGGGGCCGUGGGCGGGGCCGCGCCCUCGGGCGCCGUCGCCUCCCGCAGGCCGGCCUCGCCCACCACCACCUCCGCCGCCGCCAACGGCGCCAGCAGCGGCGCGCGGCCCCCCUCCCCCGGGGCCAGACGACCGCCCUCGCCCCGGGGAACCUCCCCCAGGGGGCGCGGGGCGUCCCCGGGGUCGAGGGGGCCGCCCAUCAGCGAGGAGACGCUGCGGGCGCGGGUGAGGCGGGCGCUGCGGGCGAGACUGUACCUGCUGCACCAGCCGGGCCCGAACUCGUUCACGGUGGGCGGCGACUCGCCCACGCACAAGUACAAGGUCAUCAUCGGACCCCAGACGUGUUCGUGCGGCCACGGUCCGUAUUGUGUCCACGUACUGUUCGUGAUGGUCAGGGUCUUGCAAGUUGCAGAGGCUAACCCAGUGCUCUUGGCUGGCUCGCUCAAGGAUUUCGAGGUCGAACAGCUGAUGAGGGCGUACGAGGAGCGGCUGAAGAAGGCGGUGCGGGCUCGGGAACAGCGGCACAGUGGAGGGGCUGGGGGGUCGGGGGCGCAGUCGCCUGGGGGACAAGGGGGCCGCUCCAGCCCCGCCACUCCCACGGGCGUUCCCUCCCCCCACCUGGACUCCGCUGCGAGCGACGAGGAGUCCCAGUGCCCGAUCUGCCUGAUGUGCAUGGUGGAGGGCGAGAGCCUGGUCAUGUGCGAGUCGGGAUGCCGGAACCUGCUGCACCACCACUGCAUGGCCGUCUGGGCAGCCGACCGCAAUGCCCAGGGACAUCCCCUCCUCUGCCCGCUCUGCAGGGCGCCCUGGCCACUCAAACACCACCCUCGCCUCACGCCCACCCCUGGGUCCACGCCCGUAACCCGCCCACAUCUCUCUACCUCGCCUCCAGUCGGCCGGACCCCACCCCUGGCACCUGACUAUGCCUACCCGCUGAUGAGUGCCAGCUUCUCAGGAGUUUGCAGUAGCGGGCGCCAGAGUCCCCUAGGGUCCAGCCUCAUGUCCCGUUCGUUGUCUUCCGCUUAUCCGCACACCCACUCCCCGUACACAGACUCGGCGUACUCCUCACCUGCGGGAGGCUCUGGCUCAGGUGUCCUUGGCUCUGCGUAUCCGCCCACCGUCCGGGGGGAGGUAUCCGCGGCCAUCGCAGCGAGCACAUCCGAGGAAGCUGUCCCGCUGCCGAGAAGUGAGCCGAUUCCCGCGGAGCACGAGUCCACUGCAGCCAGCUGGGUACAGGUGUUCGGCAAGGAGCUUGUGGCUUGCCUUUUCUCCCGUGACUGGGCCGUCAGAGAAACUGGUCUGAGGAGACUUGCUCACGAGGUCGUGAAAGUCUUGCACUGGGACCGCCUAGUAACGGGGGAGGAGAAGAGACGACAAGUCAUCCACUGCUGCGCCAACAUCCUGGCACAGGUGGCAAACGACCCCGUCUACAAAGUGUACCUGGCAUGUCUGCGGUGCGUCCGCGUGUUGCUCUCGCACCUAAGUCCAUCGGCGGGGAGCGAGGUGACUUCACUGCAGGAGUUGUUCCGUCCACUCGUCCACACGCUUCUCCUGAAGUGCGCGGACGGGAACAGACGCACGUCACAGAUCAGCGUCGACUCAAUACUAGAGUUGUGUAGAGGCCAAGAAGGAGAGCUGGCGCUAGGCACCCAGGUGCAGGGGACCACUCCCGGGCUGGGGGGAAUAUCCUAUGUUCUCUCCUGCAUCCUAGACGACUCCCCGCCGUCGGAGGCUCCCUGGCAGUGGCUCCUGGGCCGCCUGUGUGUGCUGGAUCGCCUGGUCGACGAGUUUCCUUCCGAGUUUCAGUUGCAGUAUCUUCCUCUGCAGUCGUCAGAGUCGGGCUAUAAGCUACAGCAUUAUGACCGCCUGAUGACCGUGGUGGAAUUCGCGUUCAAGGCGCUCGGCAGCAGCCAUGCGACUGUCAGUAAGCUUGCUCGCCGGGUGUACAUCUGCGGGGCCCGUUUCGCCGCCGCAGAGCCUGCAGUGUUCCACCAAGUGUGCGACAUGCUUGCCAAGCUGGACGUCUCGCUGCAGAUGCGCCUGAAGAGGCGCUUACGCUCAAUGCAGGGGCAGCACAGUGACCGCAAGGCAUCCCUGGCGCGGCUGGAGGGCAAGCUCAGUAUAGGAUCCUGGGACCUGGGAGACACGGCGGGGCCUCGCUUGGUCCGCUCUGUGUCACACUCGCCGUCUAGAAUGCUGUCAGCCCUAAGGUCGUCCUCGCAGUCCCCCGCUCGGCAGUCCUUCAUGUCUUCCAGCAAGGACACGGACAGAGCAAGCAAAGGUCCCGCAGGGCCGACGUCUUCCCCGCCGAGACCGACUCACCUGCCAUUAGACUGUUUCGAAUCAAAGUUCAAAGAAAAACAAGCAAAAUUACGAUUGUAUCAUAAAACAAGGCCAAAGCACGACAUCCCCUUUGUCGUGCAAAAUGUAUUAGUUUCUCCAGUACAACAGCAGCGUCUCCAGCGAUGGAGUCCCGUAAAGAUGGGCGGAAGCCUUCACAAAAGCGGCUUGUCGCAGAGCCACGGCGACGCGCUCGACGUGUCGCCUCAGACGCCCGUGAGCUCUGUGGCGCCGCCUCAGUUUUCCUUUAGAGAUGUUGUGAGUACUCCAGCCACGCCGACAGCACCGCACUGCACGCCGGUCAGGGAAACCGCCCCUUCGGUCGACCCAAGCGAGAUGAACGGUCAGCAUGGUGGGGAUCCGUGGGCAGCCCAGGAAGCACCUUUACCUGUGAUCCCAGGCCUGGACCUGCUGCCAGCCCACCUCGACGAUGCCUUACACCCUUAUGAGCAGAAUGUGGAGGGUGGACAAUACGAGGAGGGCCGAGACUGGGUGAGAGGCCCUUUAUUAGGUACUGGUGCCUUCUCCUCGUGUUACCAAGCACGGGACGUCCGAACAGGCACGCUGAUGGCAGUGAAGCAAGUCUCCUUCUGUCGUAACAGCGAAGAGGAGCAGGAGCGAGUGGAGGCUUCGGUCGAGGAAGAGAUCCUAAUCAUGUCACGGCUCCGCCACACCAACAUCGUCCGGCUGCUCGGAGCUUCCAGACACUCCACGUCUUUCUCCGUGUUCACCGAGUGGAUGGCGGGGGGCUCCGUGGCCACCAUGCUCGACAAGUACGGCACGUUCUCCGAGCAGGUCAUCCUCAAGUACACAAAGCAAGUCCUAGCCGGUUUAGCCUAUCUACACGACAAUAAGAUUUUGCACCGCGACCUUAAAGGUGCAAACCUCUUAGUGGACAGCACCGGCCAGUGGCUAAGAAUCGGAGACUUCGGAACGGCCGCUCGGAUGGCAAGCAAAUCUACAGUGACCGGGGAAUUCCAAGGGCAGCUGCUAGGUACGAUUGCCUUCAUGGCGCCCGAGGUCCUACGAGGCGAGGACUACGGCCGGUCGUGUGACGUGUGGAGUGUGGGAUGCUGCGUCAUCGAAAUGGCGACCACCAAACCUCCGUGGGGGGCCGAUUACGUCUCCAACCAGCUCAAGCUCAUGUAUAAGAUUGCUACAAGUAACGGACCACCUACCGUACCUGAGACCCUGUCAGCCCCAACGCGAGAUUUGGCUCUCCGCUGCCUGGAAAUCAAGAGUGAGAACCGACCGCCAGCCAAGGAGUUACUCCAACACCCGUGCUUCAAAACCCAGCCGCCAUGACACGCACUCGCACCAGAGGAUCACAAUCUGCAAGAGGAAAAAUUAAAUUUCAGUUUCGGCAACUCGAGAAUUAUAGAACAGUGAUUCUAACACGAACAAACUAGCGGUUAAAUUAUUUGAUAGAUAUAUUGUAUUUGCAGAGUACGUUUAUAAAAAGAAAAGAAAAGAAAAAGAUUGCCAUACAUAUUUGAUAUAAGAAAAUCAUUCACGGCUUUGGCAAGUGAUACAAAGAACAAAUCUAAAAGAAAAAAAAAUCAUUCACAUUCUGAAAUUAGAAAUGCCAAAUCCAUUUUUACUCCAUUUCAAUAUUUACCUCUGUGUGUCUUGAAAUUCUGAUAGUACAAAUUUUCACUAUAUAGGUUACUUUAGUUUCUUUUUUUUUAAUUCAAUAAUGAUUGGUUAAGCUCUUCUCUUUGACAAAAUCAGAUAGAUGUGAGCGGGCAGAGCAUAUAGAGCGUGGCAUGGGGUUGUCUAGCUCUAUAGUGUAUAUAUCAACAGUAUACACAUAGCUUAGUGUAUGUAGGUCGUAGACGGCUUCCUUCAGCGGUGCCUGUGACGCUGAGGACCGCACGAGCUCCGAAGAGGCACUGGCUAGAGUGUCGGGCUUUGGAGGGGCUCUGCGGUGCCAGGGGACGGGCACCUGGAGGGGUAGUGUCCUCUGGAAGGCGGAGUCGGGACCAUGCGUCCCUCAAGACUGGUCGACGAGGUGGCAGUAGUGCACUAAAUUUGUGUUUUAUUGGAAAAAAAAAUCAUCCCUUUCGACUGAGAUUCUUUUUUUCAGCGUCAAAAUUUUGAAAAGGAAAUACUAAAUGUGUUGUUGUUUUUGAUGUUAUACGUCAGAUCAGCCUUGCUGGACUGGAAAAGCAAAUACAAAUAAUAAUCACAAUAAAUGGCUCCAUGAAUUUAUGAUCUCUCUUCGUUGGGGUAAUCCUAACAGCCACUUGUGCCGGUGCUGUCAUCAAACCUCACAACCAAAACAACACUUGGAAUUCACCAUCGAUACUUCCAAGAUUACCUAUUGUUACGUUUGUCUUUAAAAAAAAAAAUACUGACCUAAGUGGGCGUGGCAGGUAAAGACACACCAACAGAUGUCAGUCAGUUCCUGUCACGGGAUAUUGACAGAUUCCCAGAAACAACAGAGGAGUGUGGAUGUUAUUUACCUGCCAGGCUCACGCGUCCAACCCGUCAGAGACAUCGGCUGUUAAAAAAAUACUCCGACUUUUGCCGUCAUUCUGUGAAAUUCCAUUGCAUUUGUAACACUUUAUUAAGUGACUACAGAUCUCAGUGUAAUUUAGGGGACCAACUUAUCUUUUAUUAUUUAUGUAUGUUAUUUAAAUUAUUUCCGAUGUGUUUCCUUUUUACUUGUUACUCCUACUGAUAUUGUCCUGUCCCCAGUUUCUCAUACCUUUUAAUAUUUUUCGAAAGUGUUCAGGUGCACCAUAAUUUGGUGAAGUAUAAAACCUUUUUUUUUUAAUGUUACAUGUUAUUAUUUAAUUACUUAAAAAAAAACUUAUGUGUUCAAGUUCUAUUCUUCGACUGAGCUCAAAACAUUAAAGAUUCAGUCAAAGUAUAGUAAUCCGUUUCAGCAACGGAGUCAACGGAAGAACAAAAUUAUUUCUAUUAGUUAAUCGAAGGAAAAAAAAAAUAAUACAUUAAAAGAUCGUGAUUGUUAACAAGAAUAAUAUCACUUACUCAGACAACAAGAAACAAAGCUGUGAAUGGGACCAGCCAUGUAAAAUACCUGGGUCCAGUACUACAAAGGUAAAAAGUGUGAGCUCAACGGCAAAACAUCAACAUUCGUGAUUAAGUCUUUAUUUGCGCGAAAUUUUGAACGAGCCAAAAAUAGUGAGCUUGCAACCUUUGCCUUGCGAAGUGACCCACGUUUGUUCUUCUAGUGUUUAAGAGUCGGCAGGGGGGGACACGCACCCGGCCUGUGAUUGAAUGGGAAUUUUAAAUCAUAGUCUUAUAGUACGAUUUUUUUUUCCGGAAUUUUCUGGUAUGGUUACGAUACUAGUAACAACAACAAAAACUUUCAUUCAUUUUUUUUUCUUCUUCCAAAGUUCUUAUAUAUCACGAGGUCCGGGUGCUUGCCCUUUUAAACGCAUGACUGAAUUUUAAAAUAAAAAUAAAAAAAGAGAUUGUACUUAGUGUGAGUCGGGGAUUAAUUAAAACAAUUGGAGAAACUCCCCACUAAUGGAAAUUUUAGGAAGAUUAAGGGGAAUAUAUAUAUUUAACCCUCUCAAAGAACCAACCCACUGACAAAAAGUGCCUUCAUAUUCGAAAAAAAAAUUAAUUCACUUGAAAUUCUACAGAAAGGGGCUCUCAUACCAUCUAACAACUGUGUACAUUUUACACGAAACUGUAUUGUUACCUCAAAAAAAUAAUAAUAAAAUAAAUAAAUAAACAAAUAAACGAACACACAAGGAGUCUGUGAAAUCAGGUGAAAUCAGAACGAAUAACUGAGAGACCCUUUUUCAUAAUUAUUAUUAUUAUUCCCAGAAGCGGCCAAUUAUCCAGUUUUCGCAAAGGAAACAUGAGUAAAACAGGUGUGAAAAGGGAGGGGGUGAGUCUGGAAACGUGGUGGUGCCUCCUUAAACUCUUCUAGUUUUCUUUCAAUUUUUUUAAACGAUUUUUUGUACCAUUUUUUAUUUAUUACAACCUAAUUUUCUACACUUUUUUAUAUAUAUAAAUAGUUUAGGACUUUAAUCUCUCUCUCUCUCUCUCUCUCUCUCUCUCUCUCUCUCUCUCUCUCUCUCUCUCUCUCUCUCUCUCUCUCUCUCUCUCUCUCCUUGAUUAUUUUGUUUAGGUAUCUCUUCUUUCUCGGUAACUGACGUAGAUAUUUGUGUUCGAUUCUGAUCUAAAAGUACAAGUUAGUUUGUCCUGUUACCCAUCACCACGCGCCGCCCCUCUCCCCCCCCCCAAACGGUCCUGUCUUCAAGGUGCCAAAAUGUACAGAGCACACAAUCCUAGUUUAAGCUAUUUUUCUACUGUUCACUGUUUGCAUUUCUUAUGUAAAACUUUUGUGAAUGUCUGGGACCAAGUUUGAGAAAGCCUUAAUGUCGGUAAGGUUUUUUUUUUUUCGUAGUUGAUUUUGGUAGUUUUAAUAAAAAUAAAAGGAUAAA